This is a messenger RNA of Phyllotreta striolata, 666 nucleotides long. NCBI's taxonomy places the organism in Eukaryota, Metazoa, Arthropoda, Insecta, Coleoptera, Chrysomelidae. The record is from the annotation of a GenBank genome assembly.
AUGGUGAGCGAGUAUCCCAUACGAAAUUCCGACGAAAAACUUCCAGGUAAGGACACUACUUUCAUUAAGGACGAAAUCAAACAGAUCGUCGACCAUUCCCACACCAUUAGGGAUGAUUUGGAUGGGAAGGGGAAACAAACAGGCGAUCCGGACGUUCCGCUGCAGAGGCGUGCAAUAAAAUCCAUCUUCAAAGAAAUGAGGAAAAGCAACGCGGAGAACAGUUCCCCGCGGACGCGAAUCGCCAUAUUUGACGUCGUCAUAACUGAUACGACUUUUGGGCGUAAAAAUGUUAAUAAGCAGUCGGAGGAUCCUGCCGGAUUUAGUUUUACUGCUUCUUUUAGAGCCUAUUUCGACAUUUUAACCGAUUUUCAUCCGGCGAAACAUUUCCCCGGCAAGUUCCGGUUAAUAAGAAAAUCCAGAGAGCCGGAGCGCCAGCACGCGACGCAGAGGAGAGCGAGGGACGAGAAAGAACGGCCCGAAAACGAAUUCUGGAAGAAAGAAAAAUCAAUAAAUCCCAUAGAAAUCCAUUUACAAUUCAAAUGUUGAAGGGACGGUUGUUGGCGGUGCUAUAGUCAGGACGACAAAAGCCGAAUUUUAUAUAAUCGGAAUUUAUUUUACAUUGUUUUUUUAGAACCUAUAGAGUUAUACUUGAAAUUUGUUUAUCUA